This is a messenger RNA of Musa acuminata AAA Group (dessert banana), 3121 nucleotides long. RefSeq names its product alpha-xylosidase 1-like. Lineage: Eukaryota; Viridiplantae; Streptophyta; Magnoliopsida; Zingiberales; Musaceae. Gene Ontology annotation, molecular function: hydrolase activity, hydrolyzing O-glycosyl compounds; carbohydrate binding. The transcript is spliced from 3 exons. Gene Ontology annotation, biological process: carbohydrate metabolic process. The record is from RefSeq and is a predicted model, not a curated record. Bases 58 to 2997 code for a protein of 979 amino acids.
UCUCUCUCUCUGAGUGGGUCACAGAGAACAGACACCCUCACUUGGAGAGACUGUCACAUGCCUCUGGUGAUGGUUGAUACUGGAAGGCUGAAAUCUCACUGUAUCUCUCUUCCCCUCUUCAGCUACUCUUUUAUCGCCCCCUGCUCGUCGUACAACAACUAUGAGGCGCUGCUCCUGAGCUCCUGCGGGCUGUGUGCUGUGUGCUCACUUCACACCCUUCCCCAUUCACCGUCGCUUGGAAGGAUGCCCUCCUCCUCCACUUCUCCUCUGCAUCUUGCCCUGUGCUGCGUCACUCUCCUUUCUCUUCACUUUUGUGCUGCAGUCCCUACGACAAAGGUUGGUUUUGGCUACCGCUUGGUGUCGAUCGAGGAGAACAGGAAUGGAGGUGGGCUGAUAGGUCAUCUCCAACUGAAGCGGAGCACCUCUGCUUAUGGCCCUGAUAUCCCUCAUCUCAGACUCUUCGUGAAGCAUGAAACCAAGGAUCGACUGAGGGUCCACAUAACUGAUGCAGAGGAAGGAAGAUGGGAAGUCCCCUACAACCUGCUCCCAAGAGAACAGCCCCCGCCAUUGGGGAGCAAAGCCUCCACAACUCCCUUCACGGCGUCGGAAUACGCAGGAGAUGAGCUCAUCUUCAGCUACACGUCCGAUCCAUUCACGUUUGUGGUGAAGAGGAAGGCCAAUGGGCAGACGCUGUUCGAUUCGAGUUGUGGCACCAUAGUCUUCAAGGAUCAAUACCUCGAGAUCUCCACUCACCUGCCCAAGACUGCUUCCCUGUAUGGGCUUGGCGAGAACACGCAACCUGGUGGGAUACGUUUGCGCCCGAACGAUCCCUACACCCUUUACACGACCGAUCUCUCGGCUAUCAAUCUAAAUUCUGAUCUCUACGGGUCUCACCCUGUAUACAUGGACUUGAGGAACGAGGGAGGCGAGGCCGCUGCUCAUGCUGUGCUGUUGCUCAACAGCAAUGGCAUGGAUGUGCUGUACACAGGGACGGAGCUCACAUACAAGGUCAUCGGAGGAGUGCUCGACUUUUACUUCUUUGCCGGGCCUUCGCCGCUGGCGGUGGUGGAUCAGUACACUGCUCUCAUCGGUCGCCCUGCUCCCAUGCCGUACUGGGCGCUAGGAUUCCACCAAUGCAGAUGGGGCUACAAAAACCUCUCGGUGGUGGAAGGGGUGGUGGAGGGCUACAAGAAAGCUCGGAUACCUCUUGAUGUGAUCUGGAACGAUGACGAUCACAUGGAUGCAGCCAAGGACUUCACUCUCGACCCUGUCAACUACCCGCGGCCGAAGCUGCUCGACUUCCUCAGCAGAAUCCAUUCGCAAGGCAUGAAGUACAUCGUGCUCAUCGAUCCCGGAAUAGCCGUUAACUCCAGCUACGGUGUCUACCAGAGGGGAAUGGCCAAGGACGUCUUCAUCAAGUACGAGGGCAAGCCUUACCUGGCUCAGGUGUGGCCUGGGCCUGUCUACUUCCCGGACUACCUCAACCCCAACGGGGUCGCGUGGUGGGUCGAUGAGAUUGCCAGGUUCCACGAACUGGUACCCGUCGAUGGCCUCUGGAUCGACAUGAACGAGCCUUCAAACUUCUGUACAGGGAAGUGCGAGCUCCCAGCCAACCAUUCGUGCCCGGUGCCGGGUUCCAAAACACCAUGGAUUUGUUGUCUGGAUUGCAAGAACAUCACCAACACCAGAUGGGACGACCCGCCCUACAAGAUCAACGCAUCAGGAUCGCAGGCUCCGUUGGGUUCCAAGACGAUAGCCACGAGCGCGACGCAUUACGGUGGAAUCCUGGAGUACAAUGCACACAGCUUGUAUGGCUUCUCCCAGGCCAUUGCUACUCACGAGGCCCUCCAGGGACUCCAGGGGAAGCGUCCCUUCAUUCUCUCCCGCUCCACUUUUGUGGGAUCGGGAGCGUAUGCUGCGCAUUGGACGGGCGACAACCAGGGCAACUGGGUCAACCUCCGCUACUCGAUAUCCACCGUGCUGAACUUUGGGCUCUUCGGCAUGCCCAUGGUCGGCUCCGACAUCUGCGGCUUCUACCCAGCACCCACGGAGGAGCUCUGCAACCGCUGGAUCCAGCUCGGUGCGUUCUAUCCCUUCUCAAGAGACCACGCCAACUUCGCUUCGCCGAGACAAGAGCUUUACGUGUGGGACUCGGUCGCCAAAUCUGCAAGAAAUGCUUUGGGCAUGCGGUACAAGCUGCUCCCCUAUCUGUAUACGUUGAACUACGAAGCUCACACCAGUGGCGCGCCAAUGGCGAGGCCUGUAUUCUUCUCGUUCCCCAACUUCACAGCAAGCUACGGCCUCAGCACUCAGUUCUUGCUAGGGAGCAGCGUCAUGGUGUCGCCGGUCCUGAACGAGGCCAAGUCGAAAGUGAAAGCGAUGUUCCCCCCUGGCACCUGGUAUAACCUGUUCGACAUGACCAAGGCCGUCAUUUCCAAGGACGAGCGCUACAUAACUCUCGAUGCACCGCUGAACGAGAUCAACGUGCAUGUGUACCAGAACACCAUCCUCCCGAUGCAGAGAGGAGGGAUGAUCUCCAAGGAGGCGAGAGCGACACCGUUUACGCUUAUCGUGUCCUUCCCCUUCGGAGCCGCCGAAGGAGAUGCCAGAGGGAGCGUGUACGUGGACGACGACGAGCGCCCGGAGAUGAAGCUCGUGGACGGGGAGGCUUCCUACAUCGAGUUCUAUGCCAGCCUUCGUGAGAAGACGACGGUCACGGUGUGGUCUCAAGUGGAGUUGGGGAGGUUCAGUCUGCAGAAGGGUUUGCUGAUCGAGAAGGUGCGCGUGCUGGGGCUGCAGGGAAGCGGACAGGCGCUGGUGAUCGAGGUGGAUGGCGAACCCUCGGCGGAUGCUUACUUUGCCGAGACUUCUCCGAUGCAUCAAGAGAAGGUGGAGGGAGGGAACAGCAGGAGUAGCACGGUGGUGGAGGUUGCAGGACUGUCGUUGCCUCUGGGGAAGAAGUUCUCCAUGACUUGGAAGAUGGGGAUCAAUGAAUGAUUCAGUCUCCUACUGCUUUGCCUUGUUUCUUCUUUUCCCUGUGAUCACCUGGAUAGCCAAACCAAAUCUUGCUUUGCUCCUGAGGGAUAUAAAUCCAGAUUUGAUGAAAGAAGGAUUGUUUUCA